UUUUUAUAAAGAUAUAAUUCUGGAACCUAAGUAAGUAUGUCGGUCUAUUGUUAAAACAAUAUCAAAGAUAGCAUAUGGUAGGGUGGGGGCAGAUGGGACGCCUUUUCAAUCUAUCUUCACGUUUCAUUUGGUAGUAAACAAAAAACAUUCAAAGAAUUAUAAAACUGUCUUCGUGACUCCCAUAGAACGCUGUUGUUAAUUGAUGAAAACAUGAUCAGGUGUCCCGUAUUUCCCCACUCUAUUACUUUACAUUUUUGUAAAUACAUGUAAAUACAACUGCUGUUGCCGAAGUAGCAGUUGUAUUAUGUUUGUGUGAAUAUCAAAACAAGUAGAAGACUCCAGACAUGAAUGCAUAAAGCAAAUGAAGGAAGCGGAAAGUAUGCGUCACUGGACGUUUAGAGCAACCAGCAUUUGUGCUGCGUAUAUGCAUUAUGACGUAUUACGCUAUGGUUUAUCACUGCAACAACGGGUGAAAUGGAAGGAAACGAUCCAACUGUGGGUAUAAAUACCGAAGCAGCAAAACCUGGAAAUAAGACAUGUGCAGAAUGUUACGCUCGGGAUCCACAAUUUGCAUCUUUAACUUUUGGAGUUUUUAUUUGCGGAGAGUGUUCCAGGUUUCAUAGAGAACUAAGCAACGGACCAAAUAAAGUAGUGGAGAUAUCGAAGCAUCAAUGGUCAAAUGAUGAAGUAACGUUCUUCAAUGCACAAGGAAACGGCAAUGUGAACUCAGAGUUUGAAAAAGAACUUCCAAUAUUUUAUCAUCGUCCUGAUAAAGACGACCCGACCAUUAUACGCGAGCAAUGGAUUAGAGCUAAAUAUGAACGUGAAGAAUUUAAACUAACCUCACAACAGAGUUCAUAUAAUCAAGGGUCAAAAACUGGUGCAUUGUUUAAGCGUGGCAAGGAUAAUGGAAGAUACCAUCGUCGUAAGUUCAUUUUAAAGGAACCUGAAGGUGUUCUCAAGUAUUUUAUUCGGUACAGCGACAAAACUCCAAAAGAUGUGAUUCCAAUCAAGGACUUGGUCAGUAUCUAUGUGGUUCCAGGGAAAAUGGGAAAUGAAAAUGGUAUGCAGCUAACUUAUGAAAAGAAUGGAACGCGCAGAAAUAUUUACGUUUAUGGAGAAGAUGGAAAAACAACGAGCGAUUGGUAUCAUGCAAUUCGAGCUUCAAUGGUUAAACAUAAAUAUGAAAACUUUCCAGUCAACGAAGCUCAGCGAUAUCUAAACAUUAAAAUGAUUAAAGAAGGAUGGAUGAGCAAAACAGGUCCGAAAGCAAAAGAAAAAUUUCGCCAACGUUGGUUCAGUUUGGUUGGAACAUUGAUAUGGUAUUAUAACGAACCCCUUGACCCACAUCCUAUAGGUUUUAUUCCACUUGGUUCAAAAACAUUUGGUUAUGGCAUAAUGAAAGGAUUGCCUCUUCGUAUCACUGUUGAAGGUUGUGGUAUUACAGUUCAUACACCAGAUCGGGUUUAUGCUUUAAUAUGUUCAGAUAUUAAAUCAAGAGAUGAAUGGUACACUGCUAUAGAUCAGGUACUUGAAUCAUGCACUAACAUGUGGGUACAACCAGGUAUUGGAAGACUGGGAAGUGAAAAAACACUGCUUGAACCAGCUGCUCAAAAACCUAAUGAAAAUGAAAACGCAGCUUCAGAAAAUCUUCAAAGUCGGACAAGUCCUAUUUCAAAAGAAGUGGAUUCCAGUCCUGAUAUGAAGGAAUCAAAAACUAAAACAAGUAAAAUUAAACGUGAAAGAUCAAUUCCCAGCUCGCCUGAAGUAACCAUUAAACAUGAAUCACCAAAACGGGUUUUAAGAACUCACGACAGUAAGUUAUACAGUGAUGACUCGGGGGAUGACACAGCAAUCAGAUGCAAGUUUCAACUUCAAUCAAUAUCAGAUAAUGAUUCGGAAGAAGAUGUUGUUGUUGUUGUUCAGCCAGACAGAAUAGAACCGAAAACCACCCCUAAGAAACCACCACGCAAGCAUCUUAAACAAAAUACUUCAAAUGAAUUUCUUGCAACAAUUUCUAACCAAACGUCAAGUCAAGAAAACUUAACACUAGAAGUUUCAUCAGAUGAUCAAAGUGGAAGCUAUUCAUUUCAACCUGAACCAGAUAGUUUAUCUCCAUUAGCAAACGAAGAUUGGAGAAAGAAAACUUUCUCUUCAUUUCGUCGAGUUGCUGGAAAUGAGCGUAAAAGUGUUAAGCAAAGGCAGGGUAGUGUUGCACGCAGAUCAUCUUUAACCAGCAUAGCAAGCACCUUAACCUCUAUGGAAUCAAAAGAAAUUUGCAAACCAGUUGACAUAACCCUUGUUAAUCAAAUGGAUGAAAGCUUGUGGUUUAUGGUGUUCCAAAGUGAAGUUGAUCACGAACAUCUUGAUAGUUAUGUAACUCCAUGGAUUGGAGCUCAGAUUGCAGAGGCCCCAGCAUCUGUAGGCCCAAUUCGAAUCCCAUGUGAUUUUGAAAUUGCAAUAAUUGAUACUGCACCUGGUGGAUUUAAUUUACAACGAACAACUGGUCCAUUUUAUGCGGAACCUGGAGAUGUUUGGGAGGUCGAAAUACCAAAUGAUGAUGGAUCGGCACCAGAGAUGUUUUUCCAUGAAGGAAUGGAAACUGAGGAUGGCAGUGUGAUGGUUUAUUCAAAUAUUGAUAAUGUAAAAAGGUUUGAUGUGGCUGUUUUUAAAUCAAAGCGCAAGUUAUUCACUCGGACAGGAGUAAAACCUGGUGAUUCUGUCCCAAUCAAAAUCCAACCAGCUUUACAUUUUAUGGCGGUUGACAGUGAGACCUACUAUAACCUGGAGAACCAAGAACUGCGGUCCGUUGACUAUAUUCCAAAAGCAAGCAUUGUCAAAUUUAACUACAGAACAACGAAGCUAAAAGUCGUUGCAAAGAAACGAGGAAAAACUGUAUAUUUUACUUGUGAAAAGCCAAAGUCGUUACGGAACCAAAAUAUAAAGUAAAUUGAAGUCACUACUGGAAAAGGAAUAGAAUGUACACUAUUUUUAUUGAGUUUUGUACAAUGUAACUAAUGGAAAAGGAAUAAAAACGUAACCACUGGAAAAGGAAUAACAUUGCAUUUUACUUUUCUUCAAGUUUUGUGCAAUAUUUUUAUCAAAAAAAAUACUUUUUUAAGUUCGUUUAAAGGAAGAAACUUGAAAGUAAAAGUACCUAAACAUUAUACAGUACUGUAUAAAAUCGUGGUUUUCAUUGACAUUUUU
Molecule: messenger RNA, 3207 nt
Organism: Ciona intestinalis (vase tunicate)
Lineage: Eukaryota; Metazoa; Chordata; Ascidiacea; Phlebobranchia; Cionidae
Source: RefSeq, a predicted model, not a curated record